Molecule: messenger RNA, 1080 nt
Organism: Rotaria socialis
Lineage: Eukaryota; Metazoa; Rotifera; Eurotatoria; Philodinida; Philodinidae
Source: the annotation of a GenBank genome assembly
AUGUCCAAAGUAGCUCCUGAAUUAGUUCUCAAUGCUGAUCAACUACCCGAUACAACCGAUAUCCCAAAAAUUGAACCAACUCCAUCUAAACCAUUGCCAAAACCUUUAGCUGACUUCAAACAAUAUGUCGAGUCUAAAUUUUGCUAUCAUGCCAAACCUGUGGAAAACGCUGAACUCAUAAGUGUUGAACCAAAGAUGGCUUUUCAGUGCCACAUGAAAAUACUCAUAGAAGCAAGAAAGCUACGCACGGAAGUUACACCUUAUCGCUGGCACACCGAAACGGUUCUAGGAAGCCGUACAUUAGGACGGUUCUUCGAAGAAACUGAACUUCGCGGUGAAGCAAUUGGACAUAUUUGGAAUGAUUACCAAGUCGAUUUACCAUCUACUGAAAAAUCUAAACAAACCUUAGCUUUAGUCGAAAGCAUAUCAUAUUUAAGAUGCUCGCGUUGUCGAGGAAAAUGUAUUGUUUCAUGCACACAUUGUAGUAGCGGAUUAGUCGCAAGUGGAACAAAACUCUGUAGUUAUUGUAAAGGUGCCGGUAAAGUGACCUGUUCAAGAUGCAAGGGUUUGGGAGGCUUUCGUCAUACACCAACAUUAACUGUUAAAUGGCAUACUCAAUAUUCGACAUGGUUUUAUCAAAACUCCUUUUUACAUGUAAAAAGAAUUCGCAAGGGACAAAGAACACAAGUGUGGUCAGUGAAACAUGAACCAUGGUCAAAACAAUCAUCAAUAGAAAACGUUGUUCAGUCGAUACAGGAAGAAACUCCCGAUAUUCCUCUGAAGGAGAAUAUUAUCAAGGAUUACUAUGAAAAACAACUUAAUCCAGUGAAAACUAAGAACAAUGCAAUGCGGCGCUUAGAAUGUUCUAUAGAACGAAUGAAUUUUGAAGAGGUUCGUUAUAAAAUGGGUGAGAACUAUCAAAACAAGAAAGAUCCCACAUUAGAAAGCACAUUUCGAUUCUGUCAAUAUCCUGGACCUGAAGGGAAAACUGUGAUCUAUGAAAAUGAUUAUCCACUCAACUGUUGUGGUUGCUUUGGAGAGAAAGCAGCUUGCUAUUCGUCGUGUUGUACUAUUCUAUAA